AUGUCCAACCAAACCGCCAUGACCGAAUUCCUUCUCCUGGGAUUCUCUGAUGUUCGGGAGCUGCAGAUUUUAUACUUUGUGGUGUUUCUAGUGCUUUACCUCGCAUCCCUACUGGGGAACCUUCUCAUCAUCACAGCCAUAGCCCUCAAACACCAACUUCACCCCCCCAUGUACUUCUUCCUGAUGAAUCUGUCCAUCCUAGACCUCGGAUCCAUCUCUGUCACCAUCCCCAAAUCCAUGGCCAACUCCCUCAUGAACACAAGAUUGAUUUCUUACUCUGGAUGUGUUGCCCAAGUCUUUCUUGUCUUCUUCUUCGCUUCAGCAGAUUUUGCCAUACUGACCAUCAUGGCGUAUGACCGAUAUGUCGCCAUCUGCCAACCACUGCGCUAUGAGACAGUGAUGAACAGGAGAGCUUGUAUCCAAAUGGCAGCCAGGGCCUGGAUCAGUGUUAUUCUCUACUCUGCAGUGCACACUGGAAACACAUUUGCAAUAUCUUUCUGUGGAGGCAACAUGGUGGAUCAAUUCUUCUGUGAAGUCCCCCAGCUUCUCAAGCUUGCUUGCUCUAACUCAGACCUCAGUGAAGUUGGGUUUCUCAUCUUUAGUGUGUGCUUAGCCUCAAGCUGCUUUAUUUUCAUAAUUGUGUCAUAUAUUCAGAUCUUCACCACAGUGUUGAGAAUCCCCUCUGAGCAGGGCCGGCAUAAAGCCUUCUCCACCUGCCUCCCUCACCUCAUUGUGGUCUCCUUGUUUAUUUGCACUGGGACCUUUGCCUACUUGAAACCCACCUCCAGCUCAACCUCAGGUCUGGAUCUCAUGGUGGCUGUUCUCUAUUCUGUGUUGCCACCAAUGACGAAUCCGAUCAUCUACAGCAUAAGAAACAAAGAGCUCAAAGGUGCACUGAGUAAACUGGUAGGUUGGAGGUCUCUAAGAAUAAAAUGUCCAUAUUUCUCCGUCAGUAACAAUUUCAUUCUGUGUUUCUUUAUAUAAUCAGCUGAUGACAUUAUUGCCUCCCUGAGAAAAUACUGUUCAAUCUGUUUAUGCAGAAUUGGGUAUUUACACUAGGAAAAAUCCAGACAAACAUGACUCAAGAAAAAAGUAGUUAUUACAGUUUUACACCAAUGUAAAUAAGAUCGGAAUCUAUCUUCAUAUACUGCUAUCCACCACCAUACUAUCUGAGCACCUUACCCAUAAAAUCAGUAGCCAUAGCAAAGUACAUAGUGAGGUCUCAGGCUUUUCUUAUUUUGGGGGGAUAAUCUCUGAUUGAGGUAUCAAUCCAAUUGUUCUUUGUGUUUUUUGUUUACUUGUUUGUCAGAUUUUUUUUUUUGUUGCUUAACUUGUUGGCUGGUUUGGUUUGUUUCUUUGGAGGUGGGAAAGCCUGGGGAGGUGGUGAGUGUUUGGUUACACAGGAUUUUCGAUAUUUGCUCUCUCUUGGAAGUGCCAUAAUGUCAUCUCUCUGAUGGGGUUUUCUUAGCGAGAUGAAGAUUUGCUCCCCACAGUGACAACCUCAUUAAUCAUAAUGAUCGAUUUUUAUUUGAUUGUGAAUUAUGUUAACUAGCUAGCUAGAUAAUGAAUAAUCUAUGGAGAUUAUUGUGCAAAUUAUUGUGCUUCUUUUCCUGUUAAUGGCUGUCUAUGUCCAGAACAUGAUUUUC
Mauremys mutica (yellowpond turtle) is the source of this 1646-nucleotide messenger RNA. Its product is annotated as olfactory receptor 14A16-like. Gene Ontology annotation, biological process: G protein-coupled receptor signaling pathway. Gene Ontology annotation, cellular component: membrane. The transcript has a single exon. Gene Ontology annotation, molecular function: olfactory receptor activity; odorant binding; G protein-coupled receptor activity. The record is from RefSeq and is a predicted model, not a curated record. The coding region runs from base 1 to 984 and encodes 327 amino acids. Lineage: Eukaryota; Metazoa; Chordata; Testudines; Geoemydidae.